AUGUUCCAUGUGACGUACCCGUUCACGCAGAGACAAUGCUUUCUCCGUUCACGAGAAGCGUGCCUUGCAACGUUGCCAGCUGGUGCUUUUCGAAAGCACCUGUGGCGCCCUUCGUGCUGGUCGUUCCGCACACGUCUUCGUAAAGAGGCGUCGCUACGGAAAUCCACAGUUCUCGCUCCGCUUACUCGCCGUCUGCAGCUGAGUCUCUUCGGCCUCCCAGAGCGGUUCGUUCGCAAGUCCAAGUCGCCGGUCUCGGCAGAGUCCAGUGUCGCCACUGAGCUCACACGUGAUCGGGUCAAAGAUCCGACGCUCGCGAAGUACUGGGAUACACUUCUGGAAAUCAAUGCACUGGAGGCGGAACUGGAACAACUCAAAAGCGAUGAACUCAGAGCUCGCUUGGAUGCCCUGCGGAGAAACGACUCGGUGCGGAGCGGGGACCCGCCACUGGCCGAGGUAUUCGCCAUCGUUCGAGAGGCCGCACGUCGGACGCUCAGCAUGCGACCCUUCGAUGUGCAGGUUCUUGGUGGCCUUGCACUCUUUCACGGUUGCGUAGCGGAGAUCGCCACCGGUGAGGGGAAAACGCUCAUCGCAACGAUGCCGGCAUGUGCCAGCGCGCUAGCGGCUCGCGGUACCGUCCUGGUCGUGACGGUGAACGAUUACCUCUGCCGUCGCGACUUUGAAAACAUGGGUCCACUGUAUCGCUCCCUGGGUUUCUCUGUCGGGUGUGUGACCAGCGCCACAGAGCGGGCGGCACGUCAACGAGCAUACGCUUGCGAUAUCACCUAUGUGACGAAUGCGGAGCUUGGAUUCGACUAUCUACGCGACCAUCUGGUGCUGAGCGCUGCUGAUCAAGUGCUUGUGAGGCCCAAGCCCUUCUACUUUUGUCUACUGGAUGAGGCCGACUCAAUCAUGAUAGAUGAAGCGCGUACACCGCUGAUCAUUUCCCAGGCUGCAGAGGCGCCCACAGAGAAAUACGCUACUGCCGCUAAACUGGCUGCAAACCUGCAGCGGGAUCGGCACUACACGGUCUAUGAAAAGGAGCGCAAUGUCACUUUGACAGGCGCCGGUUACGAAGCAUGUGAGGAGGCACUGCAAGUGCCAACGCUCUUCGCCGCAGCGGAUCCGUGGGCGCCCUUUGUGCUGAAUGCACUCAAGGCGAAGGAGCUCUAUCAACGUGAUAUAGAUUAUGUCGUUCGGGGUGAUCAAGUGCUAAUCGUGGAUGAGUUUACCGGUCGAGUACUGCAAGGUAGGCGCUGGUCAGAGGGUCUGCACCAGGCCAUCGAGGCCAAGGAGGGGCUCGCUGUCCGCACUGAACCGCGGACUGUAGCUUCCAUCUCGUAUCAGUCCUUCUUUCGCCUGUUUCCUCGUCUGGCAGGCAUGACGGGCACCGCUGCUACCGAUGCAGCAGAGAUACGCGAAACGUACGGACUCGAGGUGGUCGUUGUGCCCACCGCGCUACCUGUCGUUCGCCGAGACUACCCCGAUGUGGUGUUUCGAACGAGUCGCGGCAAACUUCUUGCUGUGGUCGCAGAAAUUCGACGCCUGCACCUUCGAAAAGUGCCCGUCCUGGUUGGAACCACCAGUAUUGAAGCUAGUGAGCGAAUCAGCGCCCUUUUGAGCGAAGGCGAACGCGUUCCGCACGAGGUUCUGAAUGCACGUCCGGAGAACGCUGAACGUGAGAGCGAAAUCAUCGCCCAAGCAGGUCGUCUAGGAGCGGUUACGAUCGCAACAAACAUGGCUGGACGAGGAACCGAUAUCGUGCUGGGUGGAAACGUGUCCAGUCUAGCACGCGCUCUUCUCCAGAGGGAGCUGCUUGCCACGUUCGCUCUGGGGCCUGAAUGCUCCUCUGGGGCCGGCGACCGCGCAUCCACCGAGCAUUUCCUCUCGUGUCUCGAAGAGGCGGAGCAUCACCAGCUGCACUGCUUUGGAGAAAAAAUCGCUGAGGCACUGCGUUCCCAGCGUUCGACGGAUCCCGGUCCGCGGCUUAUCAUCGAAUCCAUGGAGCAGCUGCAUCAGCUGAUGCUGCAAGCUGCCGAGUUUCAAGAGCCAACGUUGCCCUUCUCUGCCGAGGCCCAGGAGCUGGUAAGAGAGGCACUUCAGUGGCUGGAAAAGCAGCUGCGUCCGCGGCUCGAUGCAGAGCGCGCAGCUGUGCUGGACCUCGGUGGCCUGCACAUCCUCGGAACUGAACGACACGAGUCACGCCGCAUCGAUAACCAGUUGCGGGGUCGUGCAGGUCGCCAAGGUGACCCCGGAUGUUCGCGUUUCUUCCUGUCGCUGGAGGACCCCAUCUUCAGGGUGUUUGGGGGUGAUCGGAUGGCUCGCCUCGCCGAAGCGUUUCGUCUGGACGAAACAACCCCCAUCGAGAGCGUCCAGGUUGCGCGUACGCUGGACAAUGUCCAGCGCAGCAUCGAGCAAUAUUAUGCGGGGAUUCGGAAGCAGUUAUUCGCUUAUGAUGAGGUGCUUUCCCAACAACGGAAGGUACUGUAUCGACAGCGAAACCGCUUUUUGGAAGCCGAUGAAGCGCUCCUAUUCGGUUCGGAUGCGGCAGCAGCCCGGGCCUCUGGGGUGCUUGCUGGCCUCGCGGGCGACUGGAUACGAACGACGAUUCAGGAUAUUCUCCAAGCAAAUCGUCGAGAUCCGGCAAAAUGCGUUCAGAAAUUGAAAGCGUUCUUCCCAGGGGCGCUUCUGAACGAGAGCAUGUGCCAGUCCGCAGCAGCUAUCGACCAAGUUGCCGCCGCUGUUGGCGUACGGCUCUCGCAACACCGGCGGAUGUUGCAACAGAGCGCACCGCAGCAGGAUGUUGCUGUCUUUCGCUAUUUGGCACUGGUUCAGCAUGAUCAGCUCUGGAGUGAACAUUUACGAAAAUUAGCGCUUUUGCGGGACAUGUCGUCUUUGCAGACGUUGCGGCAGGUAGAUCCGUUGCAACAGUAUCAGCAAGAUAGUUUUCAGCUCUUUGAACAGAUGAUGGCACAAAUAAGGCGCAACACUGUAUACUCGUUUUUCAAGUAUUCGCCGGGGCCAACGGUAUCCGCGUGA
Molecule: messenger RNA, 3036 nt
Organism: Cyanidioschyzon merolae strain 10D
Lineage: Eukaryota; Rhodophyta; Bangiophyceae; Cyanidiales; Cyanidiaceae
Product: chloroplast preprotein translocase SecA subunit
Exons: 1
Coding region: 1-3036 (1011 amino acids)
Biological process (GO): protein targeting; protein import
Cellular component (GO): membrane
Molecular function (GO): ABC-type protein transporter activity; ATP binding
Source: RefSeq, a predicted model, not a curated record